AUGAACAAUGUCACAGGAAUCGGUGAUAUAAUUGAAAACAGGGAUGAAGAUGAGUCUCCAUUGCCACCUGAUGCAAAUUUUACGGAAGAAGAGCUAUCAAUACUUGAUGAUAUUGAUUUGAAUGAUAGCAAGGAUGUAUUGCAGAAUGUCCCUUCUAAUGCUUCCAUAUUAUUCCCAGAUGAUAUUCCUUGCUCCUCGCCUUGGGUAUCGAAUGUUGAUAACAGAAUUCAAAAAGGAGACCGAUCGCCAUCAGUCAUAGAAAACACUCCAGAUCAUUCGCCCUUCCAGAAUAGAAUUAUAGAAAAUUAUUGUGAUAUUACUCCAGUACCAUCGCCAUAUAAUUCUUUUGCUCCAUCACCUGUUAAUUUCCAGUUAAUUGAUAGUCCUGCGGUUGCCUCCCCUGCAUCUGACAUUAAUGAUAUCACAUACUCACCGUCCAAUAUCGCCAAAAGUCGUAAGCGCAUUUCCCAAGCUAAAAAAGAUAAAGGAAGGCUACGAGAACGUUUUCAUAAAAAAUGGAAGGAUCAGGAGAGGAAAUAUAACGUUAAUAGAGGAUUGGAAUAUGUUAGUAGAAACGGAAGAGUACAUGAUAAGAAAAUUAUGAAAUCUUCUUGCCCCGCAACUUGUCGCAAGAAAUGCAGUGAGAAAUUAACAGAAAAUAUUCGGCAAAGAAUUUUUGAUAUGUUUUGGAGUAUUGGAGACCACUCAAGACAGUGGGAUUUUUUGGCAAGUCUGGGAUCUCGCCAAGGUUAUUGUUUUUCAUGGCAUCAACAAACAGCUAAGAGAGGUGCAAAUGAAAUUUCCAGCUGUGUUUUUAAAUUUAUAGAAGAUACGGUGGGUGAAGGUGUCAAAGACUACCGGUUUUGGUCAGACAACUGUGGAGGACAAAAUAGAAAUAGGAUUGUUUUCUUGAUGUAUAUGAUAGCUAGUUCGAAAUUUAGCAUAGAUAUUAGCCAUCGCUUUCUAAUAGUGGGUCACACUCAAAAUGAAGGCGACAGUAUGCACGCUUUAAUUGAGAGACAGACAAAAGAUAAAAUGCUUUAUACGCCUGAUCAAUGGUAUACCGCUUUUAGAUUUGCCAAAUCCGAUGAAAAGCCAUACAAAGUUAUCGAAGUGUCUCAGGAUUUAAUAAAGGACUUCAAAUCAAAGUUGAGACUUAUAAACAACUGGACAACUACUAAUGAUGGAUCUAAAAUGCCUUGGAACAGAGUCACGGAAGUAGUAGUUAAAGCAGAAAAUCCAUUUAGGGUAUUUUAUAAAACGACUUACCAAGAUGAUGCCUACAAGUGGAUAGAUUGUGUAAAGCAACCUAAAGCUACACGAAAUCGAAGAGAGUCAAAUAUUAAUAUAGAUAAUAUUUCUUUAGCUUAUCAGACACCCAUUCCUAUUGACAAAAAUAAGUACAAAGACUUGAUGGAUCUUUGUAAGAAGCUGGUGAUUCCUAAGGAGUAUCAUUUGUUUUUUAAUAAUUUGAUUCCAAAUAACUCUAAUAGAGCAGAUGAAAGUGAUUCAGAUUGA
Molecule: messenger RNA, 1518 nt
Organism: Pieris macdunnoughi
Lineage: Eukaryota; Metazoa; Arthropoda; Insecta; Lepidoptera; Pieridae
Source: the annotation of a GenBank genome assembly